AUCUCACCUAUUCGCCAUUUUGAACUUCGCGAUCGUUGCAACUUUUGGCGCUUUACCGGUGUACCAAAAUAGUGUCAACACCCCGUUCAACCUCAAUUGAUGAAGUCAGAGAGAGUCCAUUAACCCAGGAUAAACUUCAAUGAUGAAACUUUAAUUCUGUGUUGGUAUCUUUAUCCAAAAUCAUAUGAUAAGGUGUGCAUUGUCGCUUAGAAGUGAUCACUUCCGAACUGGAAAACUGAAUUACCGAGUGUAGUUGCAUGCAUGGUGUAACUGUCGUAGAUGUUCGUAAACGCGAGGAUUCAAUGGGGAAACCGUAAACGACGCAACACGCACUCCCUCACGUAAACAUUGCCAAAACUUUACACAGACCCUUCAUUGAAUCACGAAUUUCUCUUGAUUGACCUGUCCUGUCUGUGUGUAGCGUUCCAUACCCAGGGCUGUAACUCGCUGCCAGCCCGUGGCAGUGGAAAUAUAUUUGCAGUCAAGCAUUUGCAAUGAUGCAUGCUGCCUCGGACACCUUCGCCAUGUUUUGGAGGUUUGGUAUGCCGACGACGUCACAUAUUGACACGUUGCUAGAAAAAGAGGAUGUCACUUUAACAGAAGUACUAGAGGAAGACGAUGUAUUACAGGAAUGUAAAGGACAGAACAGGAAACUUAUAGACUUCCUGGUAAGGACAGACGUGAUAGAGGAGCUAGUCAACCUGAUAACGACUGAACCGUCCCAAGAUCUACAUGAAUCUGUACAGUACAAGAACCCCAACAUGGCCUGUGAGCUUCUCACGUCAGACGUGGCCGCUAUAUGCGACAAAUUAGCAGACACAGAUACUGCUUUCACAAAUUUAUGGAAGUUCUUAGACAGACCAGCCCCACUCAACCCCCUCCUAGCAAGCUUCUUCAGUAAGACGAUAGGAUCGUUGCUAUCCAGAAGACCGGAGGUCGUCGUCGAGUUCAUCAAAAGCAAAGAGGACUGCAUAGGCUUGCUCCUUUCUCAUUUAGAAGUGUCUGCUAUAAUGGAUCUUAUUCUUAGGCUAAUCACAUGUAUUGAAUCACCAGAAAUCAGGAUAUCAUUCCUCAAUUGGUUAAACGAUCAAAGGUUUAUCCAGAGAUUAGUAGACCUCAUAGAUACAGAACAGUCAGAAGAUACGCAUAGCAACGCAGCGCAGACGUUAUGUGAUAUCGUCAGACUCACUAGGGAACACAUGUCACAAUUACAAGAAUGUGCAGAGAAUGAUCCUUUACUCACAACAAUAGAAAUGGAAGAAACUGUAUCAGAGUUACUAGAUCACAUGUUCAAGGGCACGAUAUCAGAAUCAGCAAUAGUCAAUGGUAUAUCAGUUCUACUCUCAUUAUUGGAAUUUAGGAAACAAGGGGCUGCAUGGGCAUUGUCCUUUGGUCCAGACGGUCAAGAACAGAUGACCCAACUGGACGCAGAGAGGUUAGCUAGGGGGGUCAGCGGUACACUCAAAGCAGUCGUCAGUAGGUUAGCAGAUAUGCAGCAGUUAUUAGAAGAUCCACCUGGGAGAAAAGAAAUGUCAACGACAGUCGGCAAGCUAGAACCACCUCUAGGCAAUGUUAGGUUACAAAUCAGUAAAUUAGUCUCUUCACUACUCAUAACAAACACAGCUGCAAUCAAUGCUGAACUAGCAAGACUAGGUACCAUCAAGAAAUUAGUGGAUCUCUUCUUAACGUAUGCAUGGAAUAACUUCUUACAUUUAGAGGUGGAGAAGUCAAUUAGUACAAUACUUUCCAACAACCCAACAGAGUCUGAAGAAGGCAAGACGCAACAUCCGCUCUUAGUACAUCUGUUCACAGAAAGCAAGCUAAUUCCCAAAGUAAUGGAGGCAUGGGAGGAGAAUGAGGUCAUACAGAAACAGGGCAGGUCGAGAAGAGGUUACAUGGGUCACAUGACCAGGAUAGCAAACGCUAUUACGCAGGAGAUGGAGAAAGGAUGCAAUAAUGAACAGAUCAAAUCUCUCUAUCAAGAAUAUAUACCAGAAGAGGUUAGAGAGAAAUGGAGUUCAUUUCAAGCUGGAAGUCUAGCAGAAACUAACAAGAGGAAUCUAGUUGAAUUGGUUGGUACCCAUCCGCUGCAUUCAUCAAGCGAAGACGACGAUUCUGACUUCAAGGACAUCGACUUUGGCAAAGACACGGCUUUACAACAGGCCUUCUCCGAUUAUCAGAUGCAACAAAUGACGUCCCAUUUUAUUGACCAGUUCGGCUUCAACGACGAAGAGUUUGCAGAGCAAGAGGAGAACGUGAACAACCCAUUUGACAGGAUCUCAGAUAUCAACUUCUCAAUAUCCGCCAACGAAGACAACCCCAACUCUGCUCUAUUUGAAGCAUGCUGCAAUGAAAGAGUACAACCCUUUAACGAUAGUAAUAGUGAUGAUGAAGAUAUCUGGGAGGAUAAAGAGAAAGAGCUCACGUAUACAGCGAAUGAUGAACUCAGGUCAAGUGAUGUAUCAAAGAACGAAGUGGGCAGCGACCAGGCCAACCAUAGUAGUGAUGAAGAUGAAGACGAAGGGGAUGAAUCGAGAGAUAACACACUAGAAGAGUUCCCUCCUCUAGGUAGGCCGUCUCAAAGCCCUCUUGCUGCUCAGAAUGGAGAUGAUGUCAAGAUGGAUGUAGACUCAGAAGCAUGGCAAGCAAACUUUGAACAAGCACCCGUUGCCAUGGAUACGACCCCAAGUGGGUGGGAGCAACCUACAUCGUCAACAGGAGACGAGGAUACGGGCUGGGCCAACUUCAAUGAAUUUAAUGCUAACUUUACUCCUGAUGAUGGUUCAUCUGGACCGAGGAGUAGCUCACCCGUCGCGAUGGAAAGCGAGCCUUCGUCACAAGACAGCAAGGAGGCCAGUGAAGCCAUGGCGCUGCCAUCGUCACCUAGUCCCAGUUCUGAUGUACAAAGUUCAACAGAUACUGCAAGGAGUUCAGCGUAUGUUGUAUCAAGUAGUUCUUCUGAGCAAGCAACGGUUAGUGAAGCAUCACCCAAUACUUCUACAGAAGCUCUUCAAGAUCAAUCAGAAGAAAAGGCAAUGGUAGUAGAACCAUCAGCAUCUUCUGUUGACGACAGGAUAUCACAAGGAGGGGAGGACAAUCCACCUAGCCAGCAGUCUAACGACCAAACUUUAAACAAUGCAGUUAGUAGUUCAUCUGAUCCCAAAGGACCAUUAACAAAUGCAGCUUCGGCUGAGCCCCAGCAAGUUCCAAUGGACCUACCUGUUAGUAAUCCUGUUCAAAGUCAGCCGGACACGGCUCCUAUAGUUGAGAAUGACUCUAAUAUUAGUAGUAAUCAAGUAUCUGUGAUCAGUAGCCUUGCAUCACCAGUUAUUUCUAGUCAAGACUCGCCGUCUGUGAAUAUACCUCUCUCUAAUUCAAAUCCCAACUCCCACGCGGAGGUCCCUCCAAGCACCGGCUCGGUGAACCCUAGCUUGAACACGGACUUGCCUAGCGAGAAAUGCGGCAUGAGCAACACCGCGCUUCAUACGAACCCCGGACAGUGUAUACCCACCAUGGGUUGCAACGCUGCGGAUCCAAAUAACUUAUCUCCCGUCGAGAACUUGAGUAAUCACGCCAUGGUCAACGACGUCGGAAAUGCGGACGUCGGCAUCAACAUCAAGGCAGAUUUGAAGAUGGAGCUCAGUGAGGAGGUUUCGUCGCCGACGACAUCGCCCGUCGAUGGAGACAGCAGUCCGGAAGCGGCUGUGACGAUCUCGCCGGUAACGACGAACCAGGACAGCAAUAACGUUCAUUCAGAUCUAAUCAACAAUGAUGCUAACUUAUCACCAGAAGGGGACACUUCAGAUAAACUAAGUUUUAUUGCCAAGUCUGAAUUUAUGAAGUCUGGAGCUAGUUCACAAUCACCCAGCUCACCGAGCCCUAAUGGACCUCUUGAUCUCCAGGACGCUCAACAUAAUAGGAAUGAUUCGUCAGAAAAUAUUGACAUUCAGGUGACUGCAGUAACUCAGAAUGGACCCGUCUGACACAACUCUCCACCCCCAUAAUACAUGUAGAACUGUCCAUGCUGCCAUCCACCCAACAGUGCCAUUUGGUGCAGUCCACUCCGCGAGAGGGAGGAGAGGAGCGUUGCAAUCGGAGGGGAGAAAUCAAUGCCCACAGUGCUCAUGAUACGCAAGACAUUUUCCAUGAUCAUCCGCAUAUUUUCAAAUGUUUAGUCUCACCGGAUGAUAUAUUUUCCUGACGAUGCACCAGUCACUUUCUGAGCAGUGGUAAGGCUCGCUUUGGAGCAAACUUCCCUGGACGUAGUUAUGACAUCCUUUUAUAGUCAACUUUUAGGUAUUUCUAUUGGUAUUUAAUUAUCGGCAGGUGUGAAAAAUAAUCCAGAUUUAUUUUUUCUAUGAUUUUCACGUUUGGAAAACGCUUUCACACUCAAUUACUGAUGCUACUGAAUGCUCUAUGUUUAUUUGUCUUUGAGAGAUGUAUUUGCUUGUAUCUCAUUUUAUUUCACUUGUUUCGUUUUAAACUGAAAUGCAUAUACCUCACAGGAUUACUUGUGUUUUUAAAGCAAACAGGUAUUUGGUAUGUUCGGCUGCUCGGUGCGAAGCGCAGCCCUUGUGCCGUGGGUUCAACAAGGCAUUACGUACAUACCAUACUUUCCCCAGAGCAUGUGAUUAUGUCGCUUGUAAACUUUCUGUAGAAAUAUUUCUAAUCCUAUGACCACCAAUUCCUCCAAUGGGAAUUUGUACCGCGCUAUUGUAAGGGAGGGCCAUCAAACAUGACUUUGUGACACAUGGGUUGUCAGAAUUAAUUUCUGGGGAGCGUUUCAUGAAAGGACUUGUUGGACGUUCUAUCCGGUAGUUACUAUAGUUACAAGGCUUCUCAGCCAAUCAAAAUCGAUGAAAGUUGUCAGAUAGUACAACUUGUCGGAUAGAAAUGUUAAUGAAACACUCCCCAUGACCCCAAAACUCCAAGAAUUGAUUUUCAUAAAAAAUCAAAAUACUGUAAAGUAAGUGAGAUGUAUGUAAACUUGGAGGCCCCUAUUACAUAAAGGGUAAAAGUUAAUUGUAUUGUAGGACUGAUUUCACAAUGCAUUGAUGAUCAUGUGCAAUCGAUUGUAAAAAAAAUCAGUCAUACCAUCAACUACUACGCUUCUCAUUUAUUGCCUAGAUUAAUUGUAAUGGAAAUGAAUUUACUGUGUGAUAACGGCUCUUUUGUUCUUCCACUAUUACACUGAUCUCAUGCCAAAGCAAUUGUUUGUAAAAUCAAUUCACAUGUCAGACAUAACUCUGUAAAGCAUAUCAAAUCUUCAAAAUAAACAUACUGUUUUACAUAAUCAUAUUAUUCAUUUGUGAUGAGGAUGUAUCAAUGAGUUCUAGGCAUUCAGGAAAAAAAAAAUAUAUAAAACAGCUGUGAGGUUGUGAGGUCAUUUUCUGGGCGAAUUCAAGUAUUAAUAUUAUUUCAUUUGCUAUGCUCCAAAGGUAUUAUAGAAUCUAUUCUUCACUCAAAGGACAUCAAACUAUAUUCUUAUUCACCAAAGUUUUGUGGUAAUGAUUGUUUGAGAUGAAUUGGUUUGUCAAUCAUGGUGUAACAUAUUACAAAGGGGAAGGGGAUUGGCUAUGCUGCGUCUGCUACAUUCCUAGUUCAUAUUUCACAUUAGAUAAUUAGCAGGGAUGUAGUCUAGGCCGGCCUCAAGGCUACAUUUUGCCGGCCUCGGCCUGGGUCACAUGUUCAAAGUCCAUGGGAGGUUUUCUCUAACGGCCUCAUGACCGGCCUUGCCUACAUCCCUUAUGAUAAGAUAGCUAAUGUUUCUAUUUUCCUAACUCCAAUGAGAAUACUCUGUGCCGAAAUGAAAGCAUGUUGUUAUUUGCUUGAAAAUUAAAUAUUUACCUCAAGUAAUCGGCGAUCAUUCAUCCUUGGUUCGAUGGUGUGAAGUUAUCUUUGCCCAGAAGUUUCUUAAGCAACGGUAUUGUUUCUGUGUUAAAUUUUAUUUGAUUUCUUAACGCAUGGGCUUUGAAUAUAUGUUAACUAGUUAUAACGGACACUUGUGUUUUAUGCUGAAUAAUUGUGAAUGUGUUUUGUUGAAUGUCGAGGGGUUAUGCUGAAGUGAUAGCAAGGGCCUUUUGCACGAAAACUUGCAACCAAUCACAAAUCGAAAAUGAAACGCAAUUUGACCUACAACCAAUCAAAAGCACACAUUUGUGAUUUGUGUUUGAUUUCAAUGCAACUUUCUCUGCAUCAGGCCCCAGUUGCCCAAAUGUGAUUUGUUAACUAAUUUUUAAAAAGCGAUUGAAUGGUCGUCAUUAUUUUUCAAUUCAAUGCAAUUUAUAUAAUUUCUUUUUUUAAGAAUCAGUGUUUUUUUAUAAGCAGCUGGGAUUUGAUUUAUGCAGUUUGAGCUAUGGCUGUUUGGUGUUUGGUUUUACACGGUAUGUGCUGUCCCCAUACUGUUCACAUGUGCACUUAAUCAACUAGUUGACACAUGCAUAUAGAUGUGUUCACAUUUUAUCGUAAAUCUGCGUUAUUGUUUGGAAAUCACAUUUCCCGUAUCAAUGUAUGUGAACAUAUAUUUUAAAACACGAAAGGUAUAUAUGGACAGGACAAUAAAGCUGUGUUCAUAUUCAGAUAAAUUUAUGAAUUUCUGUUACCCUUCUAAUUAUCAUUUUCAAUAUUUACAGACUUGAAAAAAGAAAUCGACUCCAAACCCCUCUGAUGUAUCAGAUUUUGCAUUGGCACUUUCUCAUCGUCAUAUUCAGUAAAAUUUUAAUUUGUGUGAACACCCCUGUAGUUCUAUUCACUGCCUGACACAUGCGUGUGUUCUGUUGAAUGUUCUGUGUGGGGACAGUCCAAGUGUUUUCUCAUGUAAUGAAGGGAUUAGGACUGUUCCCAUACACACAGUAUGGGGACAGCAGUGACCUUUUUACGUGGUUUGUAGUCCAAUGCUGAACGAUGAUUACAUUUUAUCUGGCAGGGAAGUCUAUAAUAGUUACUAGAAUAUACAUAUCAUAUGGCAUGAAUAAAGAGGAAUAUUUUUAUGUCAUUAAGUCGAUUAUUACAUAUCACUUGUGUAUGUGCCAUUUGAAAGAAAUGAUAAAAAAAGAGCAUAUGUAUAUUUGUUAUAACAUUUGUAAGAUACAUUUCAUCAGAUGUCCUUUCAUUUUAAGUACAGUCAAACACGCCAAGAUUGGUUAUUUUUCUCUAUAUAUUUCUUGUAACGUGAGAAAAAUGCAAGUUUUUGACUGAUUGAUGGAUAUUAUCGUUUUUUAUUUUGUUGUGUGGUUAGUAGUUAUAGAUAGUGAGUUUCCUUUCAUAAACCGUCAAUUUUAUAAUUUAUCUUUAAACAAGAGCGAGUGAGAGAGAGAAAUACAUGCAAAAGAUAUUCUAUUAUAAAAUGUACUUCCAGUCUUCAUUGUUUUUAAAACCACAGGAGGGUGAAAUGAUAUAUUGUUGUUUGGCGGCAUAAAGACGCUAAUUAUUAAUGACUGUAUGCAGCGCUUAGCGCCUUUAUGCCUCUGAAGAAACCACUGUUUUGUAAAUAUUAGAUAUUAUACACUGUCCUUACAUAGGACACACACGUUAAUCAGUGGGAGGCCAAAUCAGUUUUUGUAUAUUUGUGAGCAGUGUUGUCCAGUGGUAAGAAAUGGUGGAAAUGUGGACCACGGUUGCUUUCUUCGGGGAAUAUGGAACGUAGUUUGCAAAUGGUUUCAGGGAUGUGCGUGACCCCCGUAGUGUCAAAAGGGAGAUAAAUUAGUAAUCAAAAGACCGUUAGUAAAGAAUCUAAAGUCAGUACAAUUCUCAUAGUUAUCUUACCAUAGCAUGAAUUUCAGUUUUCUCUAAAUUUGACCAUAACAGGAUUAAAAUGAAAGAGGAUUAAAGUUGGGGGGGGGGGGUACAGUGAGUCCCUUCUGUCUUGUAUGGGCUUGUAAUUUGAUAUCAAUUGCAAAAAAAGGUAAGCACUUCAUGUGAUCAAGUAUGAAUUUUUCUUAUGUCUUAUCUACUCGUUCUAAUUGUAUCUUGUGAAAUGAUUGCGGAUCGCAUGUUAACACACAUUUCAAAUCAUUAAAUUCAUGCAUAACUUACAAUUUUUGGAACACUGAAUUUGUUUCCCUUCGUAUGUCGCACAUUAACCCCUCAAACAUCAUAAAGAGCACUAUAGAUCACAAAUCUUUGCUACAGGAUGGUAAAAUGAUCCUAACUUGACACAUAGCUAGUAAACCAGGUUGAGAGGCAGUAUAGGGAAAUAUAUAUGGGUAGUGCUUGCUAAUAUUGAGCUUGAUGCUAUUGGUGUUAUAUUGAAGUAUGUCAUGAAGGGAGUCGUAGCUGUUGCAGUGGUGUAAAUGGCUGAAAGUAAUUUGGGGGCCUGUAUCAAAGCUUUGCAAUGGAUUACUAGUUAUAAAUGAACAAGCCUGAUUUGGUUCUCAGCAGUGGUUUAAACGAAAUGCGCAUGCAACGUGAUUUUGAUUGGCCAUUGCUGUUUAGUGAUUGAUUGCAAACCCUUUGUGAAACGGGGCACAGCUAUUCGCUCUGUUGGAUGUUCCUAUUUGAUCGAUCGUAAUUUAUUUUGAUAGUGGAUGUUCUCUCAUUUCUCUCUCACAUGGCCAUCCAAGGUUCACACAGGAAGUGCUUAUUAAAUGUUUUCUCUUACUGGAUUCUUUUGAGAUCCUUAUUUCUAUUUUUUCUGAAACGUGGAAUUAAUGGUCGCAAACAUUUCCUGAAACUUUCCCCAGACGGCUAUUUCAAUGCAAAGUCCUAUCAAAUAUACUGAGGGGGGGGGGGGGGGCAUUGUGAGAAAACCUUUGCAAUCAAUUGCGAAUUUCAGAUGCAAACAUUUCCUGAAACUUUCCCCAGAUGGCUAUUUCAAUGCAAAGUCCUAUCAAAUGUACCAGAGGGCAUUGCAAGAAAACAUUGCAAUCAACUAACAAAGCCGUCUCCAGACUCCUUAAACCUAUUAUUUUGAAUGCCAUGCCACUGGUCAGGUUUGAGAUUUGGCUUUGUUGGUGUGCCUGUAGCGUUACGAGAAUUUGGUGUGGAAAUUGUUCACUUGUGACAAGUUUCACUCAAUCUUCUCGAUGGACUGCAGAAGAUCUAAUUAAGAAUGGUGGCUCGCCCCUCCCUUUCCUUCUUUCUCUCAUGGUGAUAAUGAUGUUAUAUUUCUGAGAAAGUUGUACCAGUCUGUCAUCUUCACCGAGAAUUCUUUUUCCACCCUACCUUGUGGAUGGUUGUUUGUAUAUGGUAAAUAAUAAAGGACUUGAUUUGAAUAUUUCAUGGACACAUGCUUUAUCUUGAUUCAAUUGUUAUGAUGGUGACAACAAAUAGAAAAUAAAAAAGGAAAAAAAAGAAAGAAAAGGAGAAUUGCUAAUCACAAAGUAUGUAUAUGAUUUUACUAAACAGAUCUUGUGUUUUCUUUUAGAUCUGUUGGAAGAUCGGAGGAGUAUUGAUCAUAGUGUAGUAUUGUUGAUAAAAACUUGUAACAGAAGAGGGUUAUAAAUAAUAAAUAGUUAUUUCCAUCUUCCCAUUAA
Lytechinus variegatus (green sea urchin) is the source of this 9473-nucleotide messenger RNA. RefSeq names its product serine/threonine-protein phosphatase 6 regulatory subunit 3-like. Lineage: Eukaryota; Metazoa; Echinodermata; Echinoidea; Temnopleuroida; Toxopneustidae. The record is from RefSeq and is a predicted model, not a curated record. Gene Ontology annotation, molecular function: protein phosphatase binding; protein phosphatase regulator activity. Gene Ontology annotation, cellular component: cytosol; nucleus. Bases 495 to 3983 code for a protein of 1162 amino acids. The transcript has 24 exons.